UCCUAAUUUAUUGGGUAAGAGAAGUUCGGGUAAAGACGUAAUGUUACAGAUUACAUUUUGAAGAAUUCAUAUCAGGAAACAAUGAGAGGAACAACUGAUAUCAUGCGUAAGAAGAAUCUUUAUCCUCCUAGAAAUGGCAAUUUAUCUCUGGACUUUGAUCAAAAAAAUGUCCCUCUGAAAUCAUCUAAUACAAAUUUCACAAAUAAAAGCAAUCACUCCCGCGUUAGUCUAGGCGAAAAGUGCAGCAACUGUCAUCGAACUUUCCGAGACUCUGAGCAUUUAACAAAACAUAAAAGAGGAGCUCUUUGCCGACGACUUGUGCAAAAAGUUGCGCGACAAAACCGAAAACUUGCAAACAAACUCACUCUGAAAUCCAAGAAUGUCUCGCUGCCUUCAAAUUCUGUUGGACCUCGGAAGAAAUCACGGGUCAGCCGACCAGCAUCUAUGACUCACAAGCCUUACCAAUGCAGCGUCUGCGGUGCACGCUUCUGUGAUAAAGUAAACGUUGAGUUGCAUUGUGAGAGACAUCACAAUGCCAACAGUCAACUAUGGGUUGAAGUGACACGAGGCCAAGAUAUUCGAAGUGUCAGUGACCUAACUAACAACCUUCAAAACAACUCAUUAGUUUCUCCUAAUGAAGCCACCAUUGAUGCUUCUGCAUCUCGCACUUAUGUAAUGGCCACUUCAACUGCCAGCGUAGAUGGUGCAAGUAGUUCUGCUCUUAAUUAUGUGUCAAGCCGGUUAAUGCCUUUGGAAAGAAUCAAGUGCCCUGAGUGUAAUACAUUUUUUCAUUCAGAAUUGCAGCUUCAUGAGCAUAAAAAAGUGAGUCAUCAAAGUUUGUUAAAUAACUGCAUUGAGUCUUCCUCUCACAUGCUCUUUCAUCAAACUAGUCACGCUCCUGUGCUCAAUCGUGGCAUUACUCCUUUAAAUAAUCCCAACCCUAAUUGCCAGCAGUAUCUUGGUCCUAAUGUUGGUACCAUUGACACAAACGUAUCAAAUUUAUCCUUGAACCAGCCUCUGCUGCCUACUGGCUACAUCUUUCCUGCUCCUGCAUACUACAGCCACGAUCCAAACUCGUCCAUGCAACAGAACAUCGUGCAUCCUCAUCUAUCAUAUAUGCAGCCUCAGCACCCGGUUCAUCCUCACUUGAUUCAACACCAGACGGAAAUGCAGCAACAAAACACUCAACAAGAUCAAACUCCCCAGCACAAUGACCAAAUCCAUGCUGAAUCAAAUAAUCAUUUGCAACACCAGCCUUCGCAUCUCCUGUCCCAGGACUUGCUUCUGAGUUCUUUGCAGCAACCGAACCAGCCUCAGCCUACUCUGCAACCAUCGCUUCCUCAUCAUAGUGCUCAACAUGGGGGCCACUUGGCCCAUGCUUCCACAAUUGCACCCCAGUACUCGUCUUCAAUUAUACUCGACUUGCCUACAAGCAACCUGCCAUCCAGUGGAUCGUCCUCUGAACUUCCAUCCUUGAUGCAUAAUAACAUAACCGGUGUCCAGUCGGGAAUGAAUAUAUCAGUUGUAGCAAGUUCUGCCUCUCAUUCUGUACCUUCCAGUUUAUCAGGUAAUAACAAUUGCAUAAAUGCUUCCUCCGUUCCUUCUGUUGCUUGUUCCUCUACUGGUUUCGUUUCAUCUCCAUGUUCAUUGUCUACUAGUUCUAAUCGCGUCGUGCCAACUCCUAAAACUCUUGAUAAAUCUGACUCGAAUGUUAUUACUAAGUGGAAUAUGUGUAGUGAGUGCGGCGUGAAGUUCAUAGACCUCAUGAACCUAGAACUUCACGUCGAAAAGAAACACCCCCUCCUUUCAAUACUGGGUUCGGUUGAUUUCAAAGACGGAACAAUAUGUUACAAAACUGGCACUUCUAUUGCGAAAAGUUUGUCACGCAAUACUGCGGUCCCCUCAAAGUCUGUUAUGAAAGAUCUUAAGAUACCUCAGUGUCACUCCUGCUGUCUAUGUAAUCACUCUACCACUUCCCUCUCGCCCAUGGUUGAGCACAUGAUGUCAGUCCAUGGCCUGUCUGGGAAAGCAAUGGUCGAUUCAAUAAGUAGUGAAGAAGGUGCAUCAGAUUACUGCCCUGCUGUAUCCCGAAACUCUGUCACUAAAAGAGAAGUCAGUCGUUCUUGUGAUGCCAUUUCUACGAUGACCACGUGCAAGCCUACUCGGCCACCGGCGCAUCAGGAGGCUGGCAAGACACUGGAUCCAUCACGACCGCUCGGUGAGGACAGCUGCUUAUCGUGUCUAACUAAUUUCAAUUCCGCCGCGGAACUCAUAAGGCAUAGGAUAAAAGACAAAGUGCAUAUUUGUGGCGUAUGUUGCUAUGUGACGUGCAGUCGUAAAGUUUUAACGGCUCACAUGCGGAGUGACCAUGACUUGGAUGAUUCGUCUGGGUCAUUCUCUGCCGUUUUAAGCGAUUUGAAGAAGCAGCUUAGCUGCUGGCGCUGCAAAAACGCUUUCCAGAAAACCAGCGAAUUUAUCAACCAUCUAAAAAUUCAUGGAAGUUUAUCUGGUCGGUGCGAGAAGUGUGGAAAGCAAGAUAAUAACAUUGCCAAUAUCUUGAUUCACAUGACUACUCUGCAUCCAGAUUUCAUGAACCGCUUGGCCAUCACGGUCACUUCUAAUGGCGUACCUUCCACCUGCUCGUACCUGCAAACCUUAACUGGUGAUUUACUGGAUGCUUCGUGCUUGGAGUCUCGCGGUAAGACAGAUACGAGUGGUGAAUGCUCUACUGGUGACAAGCGUAGGAACAAAAGUAAGAAACGAAUUUCAUUUAUCGAUGAAGUUAAUACUUCCUGUGGCAGCGGCAAAAAUAAAAGUUCUGCGAAGGCCGACGAUGACCGACGUACGUAUGCGUGCAGUCAAUGUUUAAUAUGCUUCUAUGGAACAUCAAGUCUCGAGAUCCAUCUGAAAGAACACGAAGACUUGGGAUCUUCAGGCCAUCUACCUACGUUGGCUAACAUAAAGCGCUCACCAUCUGAAGAACGGCUGACUUCGUCGUUGAUAUGCCCCCCGGAUGCACAAAAGGCUGGGAUCGUUGACCGCUCAAAAGUAAAUACUGGCAAAUCGAAAGCAAACUUGAAGGUGAAAUCAGGUGAUGGCAAAAAAAUAGGACUCAGUUCGUUGCCAUCGACAAGUGGGUUUAAGUGCGAAGAAUGCGGCCUCACUAAAGACUCCAGCGAGGUGAUGGUCAGUCACAUUCAGAAGGUGCAUAUGUCGGGCAACCUGAUUCACAUGGUCGCUGAAAAGAAAGGUGCUACCAAAGAAUAUCCUAUUUAUAUUGUUACCCCAAUUUCAGCCAAUUGAAUCACUUCCCUUUGCCAGGUAACAACAGUACAGUUUAUUUUAAUGCUCCACAUAAGACUGCGUUUCAGAUGCUGCAAUUUAGUCGAAGUCAAUUAUCAUUCGAGUUUUUCCUACAGAAUUCAGUAAAAAUACACGUUUCAUAAUUGGUGAAAAUGUGGCUCAAGAAUGUGCACAAUGUUUUUAAACACGCUUUAAUUUUCAUUAUCUUGUUGCCGUGUCCACUAUCGCUUAUUAAUUUCAUAGCAUUCCCAUUAUGCCUAGCCUUUAAUCUUUCUUUGCAAAGGAUAUUAAAAAAAAUAUCUAAAUCUAGGUUAAGAAUUCGUUCUCGUUUUUUUGCACCCUUAUGCUCCGCUCUCCAACACCAAUAGCAAGCAAUGUUUAGGUUAGUAAAAUAACUAGAUAUUUUUUCCACUCUCAAGCCUUUUCAAACAUUCCGUUUGAUUUGUAUUCAUUCAUGUUAGUUAAGGUACACAAAUAGAUAAUGCGAUAUCUUGUAUAGAAUACUCGUCACACCAAUGGACACUCGUAACAAGGCUCUGAAAUGCGGUAAUAAAUAAUAAUGUUCAUUGAAGUAAUUAUGUUCUAAAUGAAAUACAACGACGUUGAUCAAGAUUUAGAAAACCUUAAUACCUCGAAGCCAAUUGAGUACUUCGCCUUUCUCAUACGUGCAAUACUGUUAGCGUGAAUUCCUUUAAGGACAUUUUUUCAAGGGUCUGUGACGCUACACUUGUUUGCUACUUAGCACGAGAUUAAAUUUGUUUACA
This is a messenger RNA of Hyalella azteca, 4067 nucleotides long. RefSeq lists its product as uncharacterized. Gene Ontology annotation, cellular component: nucleus. The coding region runs from base 82 to 3303 and encodes 1073 amino acids. The record is from RefSeq and is a predicted model, not a curated record. The transcript has 2 exons. Gene Ontology annotation, biological process: regulation of transcription by RNA polymerase II. Gene Ontology annotation, molecular function: DNA-binding transcription factor activity, RNA polymerase II-specific; RNA polymerase II transcription regulatory region sequence-specific DNA binding. NCBI's taxonomy places the organism in Eukaryota, Metazoa, Arthropoda, Malacostraca, Amphipoda, Hyalellidae.